GGUGGUGGCGGUAGCUGCAGGGGCGGCGGCGGCGGCGGCUUGGCCGGGCGUCCGCGGGCCGUGCGUGGGGGAUGGGGGCGGCGGGCUGCAGCCCUCGGGGGCGGCGGCGGCGGCCGUGAGCGCGGGGCGGGCGUCCGCGUGCGGGGCGCGCGAUGGAGCGCCACGGAUUGCAGAUGUUCUGACCGGUAAAUGAAAGGAUGAUUGCUCACAAACAGAAAAAGACAAAGAAGAAACGCAUUUGGGCAUCAGACCAGCUGUCUACUGAUGUUACGACUUCGGAAAUGGGGCUCAAAUCCUUAAGUUCUAAUUCCAUUUUUGAUCCAGAUUACAUAAAAGAGUUGGUGAAUGACAUCAGGAAGUUUUCCCAUAUGUUACUAUAUUUGAAGGAAGCAAUUCUUUCAGACUGUUUUAAAGAAGUCAUUCAAAUACGCCUGGAUGAACUUCUCCGUGUUUUAAAGUCUGUGAUGAAUAAACAUCAGAACCUGAAUUCCGUUGACCUUCAGAAUGCUGCAGAGGUGCUUACUGCAAAAGUGAAAGCUGUGAACUUCACAGAAGUUAAUGAAGAAAACAAAAACGAGCUCUUCCGAGAAGUGUUUUCUUCCAUUGAAACUCUGGCAUUUACCUUUGGAAAUAUCUUUACAAACUUCCUCAUGGGAGAUAUAGGCAACAAUUCCUUCUUGCGACUACCUGUUUCCCGGGAAAGCAAGUCUUUUGAAAAUGUUUCUGUGGAAUCAGUGGACUCAUCCAAUGAAAAAGGAAGUUUGUCUCCUCUAGAACUAGACAAUGUGCUAUUAAAGAACACUGACUCUAUAGAACUGGCUUUGUCAUAUGCUAAGACAUGGUCCAAAUACAUCAAGAACAUAGUUUCAUGGGUUGAAAAAAAGCUCAGCCUGGAAUUGGAAUCCACUAGAAAUAUUGUAAAGUUGACCGAGGCAACUAGAACUAACAUUGGACUACAGGAGUUUAUGCCCCUGCAGUCUCUGUUCACCAAUGCUCUCCUUAAUGACAUAGAGAGCUGUCACCUUUUACAACAAACAAUUGCAGCUCUCCAAGCCAACAAAUUUGUGCAGCCUCUACUUGGAAGGAAAAAUGAAAUGGAAAAACAAAGGAAAGAGAUUAAAGAACUUUGGAAACAGGAACAGAACAAAAUGUUUGAAACAGAGACUGCUCUUAAAAAGGCAAAAUUGUUAUGCAUGCAACGCCAAGAUGAAUAUGAAAAAGCAAAGUCUUCCAUGUUCCGUGCAGAAGAGGAGCAUCUGUGUUCAAGUGGCGGAUUAGCAAAAAACCUCAACAAACAACUGGAAAAGAAGCGGAGAUUGGAAGAGGAGGCUCUUCAGAAAGUAGAAGAAGCAAAUGAACUCUACAAAGUUUGUGUAACAAAUGUUGAAGAAAGAAGAAAUGAUCUGGAAAAUACCAAAAGAGAAAUUCUAGCUCAACUUCGGACUCUUGUUUUCCAGUGUGAUCUUACCCUGAAAGCUGUAACAGUAAACCUCUUCCAGAUGCAGCAUCUGCAGGCUGCCUCCCUUGCCAGCAGUUUACAGUCUCUCUGUGAAAGUGCCAAACUCUAUGAUCCAGGCCAAGAGUACAGCGAAUUUGUCAAAGCUACAAAUGCAGCCGAAGAAGAAAAAGUUGAUGGGAACGUAAGUAAGCAGUUAACAAACAGCCCCCAGACUUCUGGAUAUAGACCUGCUGACUCUGUAGAGGAUGCUGUGCGCCUUCCUGACAAUUCUCAUAGAAUUGAAGAGGACAGAUGCUCCAACAGUGCAGAUAUCACAGGGACUUCUUUUAUACGAUCAUGGACAUUUGGGAUGUUUAGUGACUCUGAAAGUACUGGAGGAAGCAGUGAAUCUAGAUCUCUGGAUUCUGAAUCUGUAAGUCCAGGAGACUUUCAUCGAAAACUCCCACGAACCCCAUCCAGUGGAACCAUGUCUUCUGCGGAUGAUCUAGAUGAAAGAGAACCGCCAUCCCCUUCAGAAGCUGGACCCAAUUCCAUUGGAGCAUUUAAGAAAACGUUAAUGUCAAAGGCAGCUCUCACCCACAAGUUCCGCAAAUUAAGAUCCCCCACGAAAUGUAGAGACUGUGAAGGCAUCGUAGUGUUCCAGGGUGUUGAAUGCGAAGAGUGUCUCCUUGUUUGUCACCGAAAGUGUUUGGAAAAUUUAGUCAUCAUUUGUGGUCAUCAGAAACUUCUGGGAAAAGUACACGUAUUUGGGGCAGAAUUCGCACAAGUUGCAAAAAAAGAAGCAGAUGGCAUCCCUUUCAUACUCAAAAUAUGCGCCACAGAGAUUGAGAACAGAGCACUGUCUCUACAGGGAAUCUAUCGUGUGUGUGGCAACAAAGUAAAAACUGAAAAACUGUGCCAAGCUUUGGAAAAUGGAACACACUUGGUAGAUAUCUCAGAGUUUAGUUCACAUGACAUCUGCGAUGUCUUGAAAUUAUAUCUUCGGCAGCUCCCAGAACCAUUUAUUUUAUUCCGAUUGUACAAGGAAUUCGUAGACCUUGCAAAGGAAAUCCAACAUGUAAACGAAGAACAAGAAACAAAGAAGGAUAGCUUUGAGGACAAAAAAUGGCCAAAUGUGUGUAUAGAGAUAAACCGAAUUCUCUUAAAAACCAAGGACCUUCUGAGACAACUGCCAACAUCGAAUUUUAACAGUCUUCAUUACCUCAUUACACAUCUUAGGCGGGUAGUUGAUCAUGCAGAAGAAAACAAGAUGAAUGCCAAAAACUUGGGAGUCAUAUUUGGACCAAGCCUCAUUAGGCCGAGGCCAACAACUGCCCCUAUCACCAUCUCCUCCCUGGCUGAAUAUUCGAACCAAGCGCGGUUGGUAGAGUUCCUCAUCACUUACUCCCAGAAGAUCUUCGAUGGAUCACUGCAGCCACAGGAUGGUACCAGGGUUGCUGUACCUCAGGCGGAUCCAGGCUGUCUCCCCAAGCCUCACUUAGCACCGGAAGAAAGAGAUGCAGAACAUUCCAUGAGCCCUCUGUUUUUUUCUUCGAAAGAAGAUGUCCGUACUGCAGAGAGUGAAAGCAAAAUUUUUGAGCCAGCUACAUCAUUUGAUGAAUCAGAACGCAAGCAUAAUGUGUUAGAAAAAUGUGACGCAUGUCUUAUUGACAACAAGCUGCGUUUGCUUCUAGACCAAGAGCAUGAGUCUGCAUCCCAGAAGAUGGACGACAUGUGUAAGAUCCCUAAGCCGCUGAUUCUAAAAACUGACAGGACAGUGAACAAUAUGGAGAGGUACAUCCCACGGACCCGGAUGAGGCCUGUGAGUUUGCCUGUAGACAGACUGCUUCUUGCAAGCCCUCCUAAUGAGAGAAUUGGCAGAAAUACGGGGAAUCUAAGUUCUGACAAGUUUUGUAAGAAUCCUGCCUAUGAAGGAUCUAACAGAAAAGACACCUCUACCACCGUCUGUGCCAAAUUCAAUGGCUUUGACCAACAAAGUCUGCAGAAACUUUGGGAUAAACAGCAUGAACCAAACAGCUUUACUACCAAAACUGCCACGUUUGUGCCCAGUGAUCCCCAGGGCAAAGUCGUGCUGGGCAGCCCCAGGAUUGGUGGGGAGCAUUCCGGGGGUGUCCCCCAGCCCGGGAAGCCACACACAGAGCCGGUGAGGUCAGGGCGAGAGGCUGUGGAGAGACGGGCCUCUGAUUCCUGCACUCCCGCUCCUGCUCCCGGCAGGGCGCCCAGGACACUGCAGCCGCAACACUGGACAACAUUCUACAAGCCACGCACUCCUGCCAGCAGUGUCAGGGGCAGUGAAGAGAAGCCAUCCUCUCCCUCGACACCAACCCCUCCUGGCACAGCACACACUCCCCAGGGUGACACAGAGAAGUCAGUGCCAGACUUGGCCAGGGCAGCAGCUUGUGCUGGGCAGCCCAGUCGGCCGCCUAAAGAAAAUUCUGAGGAGGCCACCCCGCCCGAGGUGACUGCCAUGUGCCAGAGACCCAGGCUCAAACGGAUGCAGCAAUUCGAAGACCUCGAGGAUGAGGUCCCGCAGUUUGUGUAGGGAGCUCACCACCAGGCUGCCUUUGCUCUGUUUGGUUUUGUGGUAUUGUGUGUUUGUAUAAAAGUGUUUGACGGGGCCCCUUUUGUAUAGAAUUGCCGGACUGUGGAUUUUGCUUUCUGUUAAUCGUGUUGUAUUCUCCUUGUGGGUUGUAUUGACUGGUAGAAUGUCUUGAUGGAGUCAUGUUUGUGACUCACUGGUAUCCUCUUUAAAUUCUGUAUUAUGGAAAUUGUGAAUAAAAUAGGUGGAUUCGUAGUUUUUAAGGUUCAGUUGAUUUUCCCUGUAAAGUGGCCCACUUAAAUGCAUCCCUAAUAUAUGAUAUGAUACAGGUCUCAACUAUUAGGUGCAAUGGGGGAAAAUCAGCUUUAUUUUUUUGGAGUGAAACGAAGUGCUUAUUUAUAAAAUGUUUCUGAAUGCAAGUGCCUGAAAGAUCUUUGGUAUGUGUAUGUUUUUCCACACAAUUUUAUAGUGCCUUUCUGAACAUUUGUGCUUGUAUGUAUGUUUUAUUUUUCAGUUGUCAAUUCACAUAACUUUUUAAUAUUUACCUAAUAGCCAAAGGGCUUGCAAAUCUAUUUAAUUUCAUUUUUAAUUAAUUACAAGUUUUUACAUGUGGUAGUCAAGUUGUACAAAGAAAAUUGCACUUAAAUCUCCUGUUUCUAAAUAUAUAUAUAUAUAUUUUUUUCAGACACAACCUACUUGGUAUUAGAGGGUUUUAAAACAUUGAUAGUAUUUUCCCCUUUGGCUUUGCUCUACAUCAAGUUCAGAUUUACAAUAGUUUUGAGCCUUUUGGCAUUUUAGAUAAUACUCUCAAACCUGUUUCAGAAGUUUUUAAAUUCAGUGCAUUUCCUCUUAAUACCAUUGUGGGCUUUGUUAAAAGCCAUUCCUUUUAUACAGAAUGUUUGGCCUUGUGGAUUGUUUUAUGUCUUUUUCUACCUGAACCAUAAAUCGUUGAAAAUGUACAUUUCACCUAAAAGAAGCGAAGAUUGGUUGACACUGAUCCUGAAAGAGCAGUCAGUAAGCUCUGGAGUCCGAGAGAGGGUGUAGAUGAUGGGAUCUGUUUCAGUUAUAAAGUUUCCAGUUUUUAGAACUAACCCUGUUUUCUGGGUUCACCAUUUUGUCUGAAAUUGGAUAUAAAAGGGACAAAAAAGCCUCUUUUUGUAUGUGUGAAUUACAUUUCUAGUAAUGCUUUUGUAUGACCAUGUUAUACAUGAUAAAAUAAAUAUUA
Molecule: messenger RNA, 5223 nt
Organism: Ochotona curzoniae (black-lipped pika)
Lineage: Eukaryota; Metazoa; Chordata; Mammalia; Lagomorpha; Ochotonidae
Gene: ARHGAP29
Product: Rho GTPase activating protein 29
Exons: 23
Coding region: 198-4001 (1267 amino acids)
Biological process (GO): activation of GTPase activity; signal transduction
Cellular component (GO): cytoplasm
Molecular function (GO): GTPase activator activity
Source: RefSeq, a predicted model, not a curated record